Melanotaenia boesemani (Boeseman's rainbowfish) is the source of this 1137-nucleotide messenger RNA. It is a transcript of the gene harbi1, whose product is annotated as harbinger transposase derived 1. The record is from RefSeq and is a predicted model, not a curated record. Lineage: Eukaryota; Metazoa; Chordata; Actinopteri; Atheriniformes; Melanotaeniidae. Bases 1 to 1041 code for a protein of 346 amino acids. The transcript is spliced from 6 exons.
AUGGCAAUCCCUAUAGCCAUCUUAGACUGCGAUCUUCUAUUAUAUGGUCGAGGGCACAAGACGCUGGACCGCUUUGACCUGGAUUUGGUCUCAGACAACUUCCUCCUCACAAAUUUUGGCUUCCCCAAAGACUUCAUCCUUUAUCUGGUGGAAUUACUCAGAGAGGCUCUAUGCAGACGAACCCAGAGGUCCAGAGCCAUCAGUCCUGAGGUUCAGGUCUUGGCUGCAUUAGGCUUCUACACAUCUGGCUCAUUCCAGACCUCUAUGGGGGAUACGAUAGGGAUCAGCCAGGCGUCAAUGUCAAGAUGUGUGUCCAAUGUGACCAGAGCUUUGGUGGAAAAAGCUCCCCAGUUCAUUACCUUCAAUAGAGAUCCAGCUAUUAGAGAGCAGUCCUUCCAGGAGUUUCAGAGGGUUGCAGGAUUUCCCGGUGUUUUCGGAGUGCUGGACUGCGUUCAGGUUGCCAUCAAAGCUCCAAACAGUGAAGACACGUCAUAUGUAAAUAAGAAGGGGUUUCAUUCUGUGGCCUGUCAGCUAGUUUGUGACGCCCGAGGGUUGUUACUCAGUGCAGAAACACACUGGCCGGGUGGACUGCAAGACAUGGUGGUUCUUGAAAGAUCAGCUCUCUACAAACAGCUGCAGGACACAGAGGAAGGCUGGCUGCUCGGGGAUGGACGUUAUCCUCUAAGAAAGUGGCUGAUGACCCCAGUCGAGUGCCCCGAAUCCCCUGCAGAGUUUCGGUAUAAUCUGGCCCAUCUAGCUACACAUGAGAUAGUGGACAGGACAUUCAGAGCCAUCCAGACCAGAUUCAGAUGUUUAGAUGGCAGCAAAGGAUAUCUACAGUAUUCUCCAGAGAGGAGUUCAUCUAUUCUGCUUGCCUGCUGUGUUCUCCACAAUGCUUCCCUUCAGUCUGGAUUAGACGCCUGGACUCUGGAGAGGACGGAGCCUCUUGAGCAACCCAAGACCCUCAAACAGAAACCAGAGGACCGUGACAGCCAAGCAGAGGAGCUCAGAAAACAGCUCAUACUUAAACAUUUCAGCUAAAGGGGACAAAGACCAAGUGAAGACUGGGACAAGUGCAUUUUUUUUAUCUAAAUAAUAAAUACCAGAGUUUCUAAAAAAAAAAAAAGUCCAUAGACA